AUGUAUACUACUGGUCCUUAUGUCCCAAGACAGCAACUUUAUGGUCUCCAUCAGCCUAGACCAUCAUCUGAAGCUGUUUGGCAAGCAGCAUGGCCAUUUAUUAUUUCAACUAUUCUCGCAUGUUUUAUGAUAAUAAGUGUUCUGGCCAUUGGUGCACUUGAAACAGCAUCAUUAGCGAUAAGUACAGAUAAUGAUCUGUAUGGAAAUACUUCUUCAACAGGUGCUGGUUUUUGGUGUGGGGUCUUUGCUUUUAAUGCUGCUUUGCUCAUUAUUAUAACAAAUUUGGCACGUCAUACUCGUUUUUGGGCCACAAUUGCUAUGAUUGCAAAUGUUAUUGCUAUUGGUUUCUCUGUUAUUCUUCUUGCUUUAGAUGCUAAAGCUGUACAAGAUGGCAAUGAUCGGUUUUCUUCAUUACCAAGAAAAUCAAAAGUUCUUGCAGCACAAUUAGCUUUUGCUAUUCUGCAAGUGGUGCUUUGUGUCAUCUUUAUUAGUAUCUAUACUGUAGUUUUUACAUGGACUUAUGGUCGUAGUAAUAUGCAACAACGUGGUCGUGUUUUUUAG
Messenger RNA from Rotaria sp. Silwood1, 561 nucleotides. The record is from the annotation of a GenBank genome assembly. NCBI's taxonomy places the organism in Eukaryota, Metazoa, Rotifera, Eurotatoria, Philodinida, Philodinidae.